Messenger RNA from Drosophila simulans, 899 nucleotides. Its product is annotated as NADH-cytochrome b5 reductase-like. The transcript has a single exon. Bases 16 to 705 code for a protein of 229 amino acids. NCBI's taxonomy places the organism in Eukaryota, Metazoa, Arthropoda, Insecta, Diptera, Drosophilidae. The record is from RefSeq and is a predicted model, not a curated record. Gene Ontology annotation, molecular function: oxidoreductase activity.
ACAGAUUCAUUCAUUAUGUUUGUAUUUUUAGAACUUAAGUUUCGAAUUUUUAGAACUCCGCGCGUCGGCUGCCUGCUGCGUCCGUAUUCGCCGUAUUGGAGCGACUUUGUGGCCAAAGAGUUCCGCAUCCUGGUGAAGCUGCAGCCGGAGGGACCAAUGUCUCGGCACCUGCAAGCUGUACAGCCCGACGAUCUGCUGGAAUUCCGAGGUCCCAUCGGGCAAUACGUACACGAUCCACAGCCGGCCAAGUGCAUCUAUAUUAUCGCCCAGGGAGUUGCUAUUGCACCCACUCUGCCGCUGGUUAGGCAGGUGCUGGACAACGAGGAGGAUAUGAGUCGCCUGUGGCAUUUGGUGUGCGCUCGUGACCUGCAGCAUGUCUACUUUCGCGAGGAGAUGCUUGAGUUCGCCCAGUUCUGGAACUACAGGAGCUGCCUCUACCUGCCGCAUCAGCAGUGUGACUCCUCCGCUUGCCAGGAGGCGGGCCACUGUGCCCAGCAGUGCCCUCAGCUCCGGGACAAUCUACGCUACAAGGAGACGGCAAAGGUGUCCCGAUUAGAUGCCGCCGAACUGGCCACCCACCUCAAUCCCGCGAUUCCCGGACAGCGCGUCCUCAUCGUGGCUGGAGAUUCAAGUUUUCAAAAGAUCAUCGCCCAAAUAGGAACACAAUCAUUGGACGUAGAUCCGGCAAACAUUUAUAUGUUGUAAUUGCCGGGAGAAACUGUAGAUGCUUAUAAAUAUUUGAUAUUGUUUAUGAAUUUGUGAUCGUACAAGUUUUACCGAGAGUUUUAUAUUUUUUAUACCCGCUACUCGUAGAGUAAAAGGGUAAACUAGAUUCGUUGUAAAAUAUGUAACAGGCAAAAGGAAGCGUUUCCGAUCGUAUAAAGUAUAUAUAUUCUUGA